Molecule: messenger RNA, 1593 nt
Organism: Suillus bovinus
Lineage: Eukaryota; Fungi; Basidiomycota; Agaricomycetes; Boletales; Suillaceae
Product: peptidylprolyl isomerase-like protein 2
Exons: 10
Coding region: 1-1593 (530 amino acids)
Biological process (GO): protein peptidyl-prolyl isomerization; protein folding; protein polyubiquitination
Cellular component (GO): catalytic step 2 spliceosome
Molecular function (GO): ubiquitin-ubiquitin ligase activity; peptidyl-prolyl cis-trans isomerase activity
Source: RefSeq, a predicted model, not a curated record
AUGGGCCACGGAAAUUCUAACAAACUCUAUAUCACACAUGCAGAACAUGCUGGUGAAUUCGGACAGCAUUCUUCUUCAUCUGGAUAUAAAGCAAAGCUUCAAGGACCGCACCCUCGAGCGCAGACACCAUUCGACUGUUGCACGCUUUCUUUCCAACCAUUCAAUCAUCCAGUAUGCGCCCGCAACGCGGAUGGAACAGGCUUCGUAUUUGACCUUGUAAACAUUAUUCCUUGGCUAAAGCAAGUUGUCCUCUCUUCCUGCAAGCAUAACAAUACAAAUCCUAUUACAAAAGAGCCCCUCGCACCCAGUGACCUGAUAACACUCCACUAUUCGCGCAAAACAUCGGGUGAAAUUCAUGAUCCAAUUUCAUUCAAGCCAUUCAGCGAGCACUCGCAUAUAGUAGCAAUUGCGACCACAGGAAAUGUUUUCCUUGCGGAAAGUAUCAAAGGCGGUAAGGAUCUCCUCGAAGAUGCUAAAUUUAAAAAGGAGGACGUCAUCACAUUGCAAAACCCCCAUGGUCUCCCACCCAUGUCUACAAUCAAUACUGCUGCUACUGCCAUCACAAAGAAGGAUGAGAAGCCCAAACCAGCUAUUGUUAAAGCAGUCUCUGAAGUGAAGGGUAAAGCCGCUGUCCCUUGGAACAUAUCUCCUUACUCUAGCGGCGCACCUGGCGCAUCAUUGACGUCAACGUCUGUGGAUCCUCAGACACAAAGCUCACAACUACUGUGGGACGAGGAAGAAUUGAUGUUCGAAGAAAUGUCGAAUCCUCCGAAGGGUAAAGGUAAAGAGAAAGACGUUGGAAAACGAAGAGCAUAUGUCCGAGUUGUGACCAGUUUGGGCGGUUCGUUGAACCUGGAGUUGUAUUGCGACAAGGCACCAAAAACCUGUUAUAACUUUCUCAUGCUUGCGAGAGCAGGAAAGUACGAUAACUGCCUCUUUCACAGACUUGUUCCUGGCUUCAUGGUACAAACAGGUGACCCUACUGGUACAGGCUCUGGUGGAGAGUCACACUGGGGUACUCCUUUCCGAGACGAGUAUGACAUGAGAAAUGCUGCUAAACAUGAUAGUCGUGGUAUCGUCGCCAUGGCCAACAAGGGCGCUGGCACGAAUACGUCGCAAUUUUACGUCACAUUCAAAGCUACGCCGAACCUUGACAACAAGCACACUGUCUUCGGUAAGCUAGUUGGGGGAGACGACGUCCUCGAUGCUCUCGAGAAACUCCCUCGUAAAGAUGGAACAGAGCGCCCAGCGAAGCCGGUGCGGAUAACAGAAGUCAUUAUACACCAAGAUCCCUUUGAAGCAUAUAAAGCACGGCUUGCAAGAAAACUUGCUCGGCGUGCAGAAGCACAGGAUGAUUCUAAGAAACAACCUGAGAAGACUCAAGGGGAUGAUAUUAAUUGGUUUGGGGUCAAAGUUGGCACUGGGGACUCAGCCUUUGGUGGGGGUACUGCAGGCGUGGGAGUGGGAGUGGGCAAGUAUCUCGGCAUCAAGAGGUCGUUGGAUCAGGGAACACCUGGCGUACAAGCCAAUGACGUUGGCGACGAUGCCAAAAAGAAGCGAAAAAUAGGGUUUGGAAACUUUGACAGUUGGUAG